Neolamprologus brichardi is the source of this 2926-nucleotide messenger RNA. It is a transcript of the gene znf384b, whose product is annotated as zinc finger protein 384 b. Gene Ontology annotation, biological process: regulation of transcription by RNA polymerase II. The record is from RefSeq and is a predicted model, not a curated record. Lineage: Eukaryota; Metazoa; Chordata; Actinopteri; Cichliformes; Cichlidae. Gene Ontology annotation, molecular function: DNA-binding transcription factor activity, RNA polymerase II-specific; RNA polymerase II cis-regulatory region sequence-specific DNA binding. Gene Ontology annotation, cellular component: nucleus.
UAUCAGGAGGAAGUGAAGCUCAGACGAAGCGACUGGCUCACCGGAGGGAAAAAAACGAAAAAAAAAAAAAAGAGAGAGCGAGAGCCAGAGAAAAAAAAAGAGGAGGAGGGGGGGAAACUUCACUGAUUCACUGGAAUUUGGACAGAUUUGGAAACUGUGUCCAAACUAUCCCGGCCUGCUGGAGCUUCGCGGAGGAAAGCGGAGUCGUCAGCUCCGAAAUGAUGGAAGACUCUCAUUUUAAUUCAUCAUAUUUCUGGUCCCCAGUCCCGACUAUGCCCGGACAGAUUGAGAAUGCCAUGUUCCUAAACAAAGUAAAAGAGCAACAGGAAAAAAGCGCUUCCUUCUCUGCUUCCUCUGCAUCUCACUACCAGACGACUCUUCUCACCAUCCCCACGCCUGGGGUCAAGACAGAUGGAGGAGGCCAGGCUGGUAGUGCGGCGCACCUCCACCCUCCGCACAGCACCCAGAACAUCACAGUGUUGCCUGUCCCCUCCACAGGCAUCAUGACAGCAGCUGGUCUGGUGAUCACGACUCCUCAGGGAACUCUAGUCUCUCCAACCUCCUCUCAGUCGUUUGUGUCCGGCCAUCCGGCAACAACCAUGAUUGUUUCAGCGCUCCAUUCUUCAGACAAAAAAGAAGCGGACGGGAAUUCACAUGUGGUUGUGAUGCCAGCGCCCUCUAAACGAGGGAGAAAGAAGAAGACCACAGUGUCUCGGGUUGGUCCUCUGGGCAUGCCAGGAAAUGAAACUGUAAUACUGGCUCAUCUGACGCCAGGUGGCCAGGUGACAACUUUGCAGCAUCAUGCUAGAGAUCCAUAUGAUCUCUCAAAUGAAGACGAAGACCAUGCCUCGAAAGAUAGCACGAAAACAUACAGGUGCCGGAUGUGUGCGGCGACCUUCUUCAGUAAGUCUGACAUGCAGAUCCACUCCAAGUCGCACACAGAGGCCAAACCUCACAAGUGUCCUCACUGCGCCAAGUCAUUCGCCAACUCCAGCUACCUGGCCCAGCACAUCCGCAUCCACAGUGGGGCCAAGCCUUACACCUGCUCCUACUGCCAGAAAUCUUUCAGGCAGCUCAGUCACUUACAGCAGCACUCACGGAACCACACAGAUGCAAAGCCCCACAAGUGUCCCCAUUGUACCAAGUCAUUUGCCAACUCUAGUUACCUGGCCCAACAUAUCCGCAUCCACACCGGAGUGAAACCCUACACCUGUUCCUACUGCGAAAAGUCCUUCAGACAGCUGAGUCACCUUCAGCAGCACAGCAGGAUUCAUACUGGAGAUCGGCCAUACAAGUGCAGUCACCCAGGCUGUGAGAAAUCCUUCACGCAACUCUCAAAUUUACAGUCUCACCGGCGUCAACACAACAAAGACAAGCCUUACAAGUGCCCCAACUGCAAUAAAGGAUACAUAGAUGGAGCGAGCCUGGAGGUGCACAUGUCCACACACACUGUCAAACAUGCCCGGAUCUACUCGUGUGGUCUCUGCAACCGCACUUACACUUCAGUAAGACAAAUGUCCAUUUCUGAAGAGCAUUACUACAUGCAACACUAUGAAUCGCCUCACUGGCAUCAGACACCUGGCAGCUACUUUACACCGUGUAGUCAUGUCUCCACUGUUUCCCCUCUACCUAUCCUCCCUUCAUCUCAGGAGACGUAUCUGGUGAAACACAUGGAGAAACACAACCCAGAGCAGUUGACUGCAUCAGCAGUCAUGGCAGCACAGCCGGCACAACAGAACCAAAGCCAGGCCCAGGGCCAGGCUGGAGCUCAGAGCCGGGUAGAGAGUGCAGAUGGAGCAUCGAGCCGACCUGGAGGAGCUGGGAGUGGAGCGGCGGGCAGGGGCCAGCAAGGACAGAGCCAGAGCAACUACCCUCAGACAGAAUCCAUCUCCUGUCCGUUUGACCUCCAUCAAUACAAGACGGUGUCUGCCAACGACAUCCAGUACAAGUCAGUCAGUGUGGCGGACAUUAGUACCCACAAGGACCUCUGUCUCACUGUGUCAGCAUCCACCAUCCAAGUGGAGCACCUCAACUCUUAGAGAAGAUGAAAGGAGAGAGAGUGGGAGGUUGGCAAGCUAAAAUUUAUUCAUAAUAACAAGAGAUGGAGGAUGAAGAGUGGAAAAAUUAAAGCAAUACUAAGAUGAUGCAGAAACUUUGGAACAAAUGACUGUGCCUGAAUGAUUUUUUUGAGGCAGACAGGAGAAACAAUACCAUGACACAAUAAACUGAAGACUAUAAUUUUAGUUUUAUUUUUUUUAAGUUUUAUCUCUUUUUUUUUUCUUUCUUGCCUUGUUUGAUUUGUUUGCUUAGCUGUCCAGUCUGACGUGCAUGUGAAGGCUGCAAUAAAGUAUGUUUCUGUCCAUCACAGUGAUGGUUUUAUAAUAGGAAGCAUCUAAGAGAUACUUCACUUUACUAUUAACACCUCCUGCUCUUCCCUACAGAUACAACUUUGGCCAUCUCAAGUUAUUGACUUCCUUUUAUUGAAAUUAGUAGUUGACUAUGAAAGUAUUUUUUUAUACUUUCAUACAAAAACUUUCAGUUUUUACAUCAACAUUAUUAACUCUGCGAAGUUAUAACAACGGAUGCUUGUGAUCCUUUUUUUCUGGAAAGAAAAAAUAGCAAUCACAUAUAUAAAGUUAUAUCCUACCAGUUUAUAAAGUAUGAUUGCGUGCUUAAAGGUUAUGGUAAAACACAUAAUGUAUUUAAAUCGAUUUGCAGGCCUUCACAUAACCUUUGAGAGAGAGUGAUGAGCCUGUUCAUGUAAUCCAGUUGUACUGCUUUGUAUGUAUGUCCUCAAAGUAGUGUUAUCCAAAUGUGCUUCUGCUAUUAUACUUCCAUAGUAACAACAUUUAUAACACUUAUUCAUAGACAUAAUGACUCAUGAGAUUUUUUUCUGCUUAUAAUAAAAAUAAAACCCUCUAAGUGA